AUGUCUAUUAAGCGUUCCAUAUCGCCGCCUCCGGCUGUAACCAAAAAACUCAAGCUAGCUGAGAGCUUUGAGGAAUAUUACAAUCUCGACCCAAAGUACUAUCCAAAGCCAAUCACUUGGCAACAAGCCAAUGCUUUCAACAACGGAAAAAGACCUAAACCCAUAAAUUUGCUUAACGACCAAAUCAAGAAUCAGGAAUCACUCAAGAAGGCCAACAUUUCCACUGUUGUUCAUUGGUUCAGAACAGACUUAAGACUAGAGGACAACACAGCCCUCUUCCAUGCGGUCCAACAACUGAAGGUCGCUCAAAAGAAUAACACAAAUGCGCAGCUUGUCGCUCUCUACACCAUAAACGAGCACGAUUUCAGGGCGCACUUGGAUAGUGGUUGGAAGCUGACAUUUGCAUUCAAUGCGGUGGAGAAUCUGAGAAAAGCUUUGAGCAAAAUGAAUGUGGCUCUGGUGGUUAGACUGUUCGAGUCAAAAAAGCCGCUUCUCUCGCGCUCCAACGAAUAUGCCGAUUGGUUCAAGAGCCAGUGCUUGUCACUUGCCAAUGGUAGCGCCCUAGUUACUGCUAAUGCACAAUAUGAGACAGAUGAGUUGUAUCGGGAUUUGGAAAUUUACAAAAAACAAGACGACAAGUUUCAUUUCCAGGUAUACCAUGAUCAGUGCACCGUGGAACCGGGCGUUCUGACGACAGGAAAAGGCUCGCAGUAUACAGUCUUCACACCCUGGUAUAAGAAAUGGGUCGAACAUCUGAAGGCACAUAAAGACGGAAAAGACAUCGUUAAAAUGCUUAACAUUGACAUUGAGAAAACUGUCAAUCAAAAGCUAGAGCAAUUUGAAUCUUGUGAUUAUACUUUGCCUGAUGAGUUUGUAUCCUACUUACCAACUACGGAAUUGCAGCUUCCUGAGGCUUCAGAACAGCAAGCCCACAAAGUGCUUGACGAUUUUUUCAAAAAGGGCAAGGCAUUCGACUACAACAACAAGAAAGAUGUUUUGGCUCUAGAUAACACAUCACACUUAAGUUGCUAUAUUACCAGUGGCCUCAUAAGCACGCGAAUGGUUGUAAACCGCGGUUUUCACGAAAAUGGCGACAGUCUCAUGCGAAAAGACAUCAAACAAAAUAACUCCGUAGAAAACUUCGCUAAGGAAGUUGCUUGGAGAGAUUUUUAUAAGCACGUUAUGUGCAAUUGGCCGUACACUUCAAUGGAAAUUGCCUUCAAAUUUGAUACCGUAGACAUAAAAUGGGAAAAUGACGUCGAAAAGUUCCGGAAAUGGUGUUUGGGCGAAACCGGAUUGCCUAUUGUAGAUGCAGUAAUGCGAAAGCUACUGUUUUGUGGUUAUAUUAGUAACCGCUGCCGUAUGAUUGUGGCAUCUUUUCUAUCCAAAAACUUAUUGGUAGACUGGCGCUGGGGAGAACGCUGGUUUAGAAAACACUUGAUGGACGCGGAUUUGGCAUCCAAUUCUGGAGGAUGGGGAUUUUGCUCUAGUACCGGCGUAGAUGCACAGCCUUACUUCCGCAUUUUUAAUAUGAAACUUCAGUGUGAGAAGUACGAUCCAAAAGGAGCGUUCGUGAAGGAAUGGGUUCCAGAAUUGAAGGGUGUUCAAGACCUCAAAAUUUUGAGAGAAGGUACGUCAAAUGAUCGAACUGCCGAUGGCUACGCAAUGCCAAUUGUGGAUUUGAAGGAAAGCAGAGAAAAAGCUCUUGAAGCCUUUAGGGAGGCAAUGUGA
Messenger RNA from Lachancea nothofagi CBS 11611, 1731 nucleotides. Lineage: Eukaryota; Fungi; Ascomycota; Saccharomycetes; Saccharomycetales; Saccharomycetaceae. The record is from the annotation of a GenBank genome assembly.